Messenger RNA from Mytilinidion resinicola, 2295 nucleotides. RefSeq lists its product as uncharacterized. The transcript has 5 exons. The record is from RefSeq and is a predicted model, not a curated record. The coding region runs from base 1 to 2295 and encodes 764 amino acids. Gene Ontology annotation, biological process: carbohydrate metabolic process; protein deglycosylation; protein quality control for misfolded or incompletely synthesized proteins. Gene Ontology annotation, cellular component: cytosol; nucleus. NCBI's taxonomy places the organism in Eukaryota, Fungi, Ascomycota, Dothideomycetes, Mytilinidiales, Mytilinidiaceae. Gene Ontology annotation, molecular function: peptide-N4-(N-acetyl-beta-glucosaminyl)asparagine amidase activity; carbohydrate binding.
AUGGGGGCAAGCAUAUCAUCUAUAGCUGACUCUCCUCCCAGUCCACUAAUUCAGACGAUAGGAAACGUAUUUGCCGGCGCCACAAUUCCAUACGGAAUGGCCAAAGCAGUCGCAGACGUGGACUCGGAGAGCAACCAAGGCGGUUUCACGUCGGAAGGGGGCAAAGUCACUGGAUUCUCCUCUAUGCACGAUAGCGGCACCGGCGGCAGCCCAUCCCUUGGGAACUUCGCUUUUUUCCCCUACGCCAGCUGUGCUGGUGACGAUGUCAAUGGCUGCACAUACCCGAAGAGCGCAAGAAAACUACCCUACAUCAAUGAAUCCGUCAAAGCAUCUCCUGGGUAUUUCAGCAUUCAGUUAUCCAGCCGGGUUACCGUCGACAUGACUGCCGCGCAUCAUACCUCGCUGUUUCGAUUCAGAUUUCCCGAAGGCUCUGAUGGAUCGCCUCUGGUACUCUUAGAUUUGACGGAUCUAGCGAACUCUCGUCAAGACAAUGCCACUAUUCAUGUCGAUGGAGCUUCUGGCAGAAUGACUGGCAGUGCUCGCUUUUUGCCGAGCUUUGGGUCCGGUAACUUCGUGGCAUACUUCUGCGCUGACUUUCACGGCGCCAACAUUCGUGAUAGCGGAAUCUUCGCCAACAGCCGUGCGAGCGCAGAUGUCAAAGACUUAAAGAUCUCUCGUGGUAUCAAUGGCUUCCCUCUUCCUGGUGGAGGAUUUAUCCGUUUCGCGUCAGCAAAUGAGCCCGUUCUUACUAGACUGGGCCUGAGCUUGAUUAACAGUGAUAGAGCUUGCAGUCACGCGGAGGCCGAGAUCCCCAACUUUGAUUUCGAUGCUGCCCAAAAGGCCGCAGUAAGCGCUUGGAGAAGCAAAUUAAGCCCAAUCAAAAUAUCGACCACGGGUGUUAGCUCUUCUAUGCUCACUAACUUCUACAGCGGGAUCUACAGGACUAUGGUAAAUCCACAAGACUACACCGGCGAGAAUCCUCUAUGGCAGAGUGAUGAACCGUACUUCGAUUCUUUUUAUUGCCUUUGGGACUCUUUCCGGUCCCAGAUCCCAUUCUUGACCAUUUUGGACCCUCAAAGCGUCACUCGGAUGAUUCGUUCGUUGAUCGACACGUACUCCCACCUCGGGUGGCUCCCUGAUUGUCGUAUGUCGCUAUGUAAGGGCUUCACCCAAGGCGGUUCGAACGCCGAUGUGGUUCUUGCGGAUGCUUUUAUCAAAGGCCUCAAAGAUGGUAUCGACUGGGACACUGGCUACACGGCCGUUGUAAAAGAUGCGGAAGUGGAGCCCUACGAUUGGUCUAAUGAGGGUCGUGGCGGACUCGAUAGCUGGAAAGCACUAGGUUACAUACCUGUCCAAGACUUUGACUACAAGGGCUUCGGCACCAUGACCCGCUCUAUAUCCCGCACCCUCGAAUACAGCUAUAACGACUUCGUCAUCUCCCAAAUCGCCGCCGGUCUCAACAAAACCGCCGACGUCGAAAAGUACAAAGCGCGCAGCUCCAACUGGAAGAACCUCUUCAAAGCCGACCAGACCUCUCUCAAACCCGACGGCACCGACACUGGCUUCGUCGGCUUCUUCCAGCCCAAAUACCUCAACGGCACAUGGGGCUUCCAAGACCCCCUGAAAUGCAGCAACACCGAUCUCGACCCCAACAGCAUCUGCUCGCUCCAGAACACCGCCGGCGAGACCUUCGAAAGCAGUAUCUGGGAAUAUUCCUUCUUCGUCCCCCACGACCAAUCCACCCUCAUAACCACCCUCUCCGGCCCCGCCGCCUUCGUCCGCCGCCUCGACUACCUCCACAACCAAAACGUCACCUACAUUGGCAACGAGCCCGCCUUCCUCACCGUGUUCCAGUACCACUACGCCGCCCGCCCCGCCCUCUCCGCCCUGCGCGCGCACGCCUACAUCCCCGCCUCCUUCUCCCCCACCCCCACCGGCCUGCCCGGCAACGACGACAGCGGCGCCAUGGGCUCCUUCGUCGCCUUCGCCAUGCUGGGCCUGUUUCCGAACCCCGGGCAGGACGUAUAUCUGAUCACGCCGCCUUUUUUCGAGUCUGUCAGUAUCACCUCCCCGCUUACGGGGAAGACCGCUACCAUAAGAAAUGUGAACUUUGAUCCGGGGUAUGCGGCGGUGUUUGUGCAGAGCGCGACGCUGGAUGGGGAGGUUUAUACGAAGAGUUGGGUGGAUCAUAGCUUUUUUACCGAGGGGAAGGAGUUGGUGCUGACGCUGGGGAGGAAUGAGAGUACGUGGGGGACGAGGGCGGAGGAUUUGCCGCCGAGUUCAGGGAGCUAUUGA